Molecule: messenger RNA, 4919 nt
Organism: Colossoma macropomum (tambaqui)
Lineage: Eukaryota; Metazoa; Chordata; Actinopteri; Characiformes; Serrasalmidae
Gene: ldlrb
Product: low density lipoprotein receptor b
Exons: 18
Coding region: 204-2804 (866 amino acids)
Molecular function (GO): calcium ion binding; protein binding
Source: RefSeq, a predicted model, not a curated record
ACCGGUCAGAUUCCCCACCGGCCAGUUCAAUGAGACGCUGCUAUCGCACGAGGACACUUUACGUCUCUCACACGCCACAGUCAUAAGGACACACAAGUUUCGCUGGUCUCUGCUUCCACCUAGAAGAAAGACUUAAGCCUACAGCCUGGUCCGCAUCCUGCCUGCCGUCCCCCUUCCGAAGUCCUGAAGGCAAAGCCGCGGAGAUGCUGCUGAGGUGGAUGUUGAGCUUUGUGCUGGUCGGGCUCGCCUGUGUGGCUUUAACGCGCGCUGCUACCUGUGGCCAGCGGCAGUUCCGCUGUGGAAAUGGGAAAUGCAUCACCACCCGCUGGGUCUGUGACGACAUGGACGACUGUGGGGAUGGAACUGAUGAGCUGCCAGCCACCUGCAGCCAGAAGAUGUGUCAGCAGUCAGAGUUCCAGUGUGGCGGGAGGCUGAACCAGUGUGUGCCCCUCAGGUGGCGCUGUGACGGAAAGUCUGACUGCGAGAACGGGGCCGACGAGGAAGGCUGUGUUCCAAAGAACUGCACGGAAGAAGAGUUCCGCUGUAACGAUGGUCAGUGUAUUUCUGCGUCAUUUGUGUGCGACGAUGAGUCGGACUGUUCGGAUGGCAGCGAUGAGGCCUCCUGUGCCCCUCCCACCUGCACCUCUGGCUCCUUUCAGUGCAACAACUCAGUGUGUGUGCCCCAGCUGUGGGCAUGCGACGGGGACGCUGACUGCGCUGACGGCUCAGACGAAUGGCCCCAGAACUGCGGCCACAAGGCCCCGGAAAAGCCCUGCCACGAUCAGGAGUUCCACUGCAGCAAUGGAGAGUGUAUCCACAUCAUGUGGCGCUGUGAUGGGAGCUUCGAUUGCAUUGACCACUCAGAUGAAGCCAACUGCAGUGCACCCACCUGUCAGCCUAAUGAGUUCACAUGUCUGGAUGGUACCUGUAUUCCUGGCAUUCGGCAGUGUGAUGGCGAGUAUCACUGCAGGGACAUGAGUGAUGAGAAUGACUGUGCAACUGUGAGUAAGUGCGAGGGUCCGGACACUUUCCAGUGCCGCAGUGGAGAGUGCAUCAGCAUGGACAAAGUGUGCAACAAGCAGCGAGACUGCAGAGACUGGUCUGAUGAGCCCCUCAAAGAGUGCAAUACCAACGAGUGCCUUGAAAAUAACGGUGGCUGCUCUCACAUCUGUAAUGACUUGAAGAUCGGCUAUGAGUGCCUUUGCCCUGCAGGGUAUCGCCUGGUGGACAACAAACGCUGUGAAGACAUUAACGAGUGUGCUGACCCUGACACCUGCUCUCAGGUGUGCGUGAACCUGGAGGGCAGCUUUAAGUGUGAGUGUGAGGAGGGCUACGAGAUGGAUCCCAUGACCAAAGAGUGCAAAGCUGUUGCAGGAAAUGUCCCGUACUUAUACUUCACCAACCGUCAUGAGGUGAGGAAGAUGACGCUGGAUAAGAGUGAGUACACCUGUCUGAUCCCCCGGCUGAAGAACGCAGUGGCGCUUGACAUGGACAUGUCCAGCAGGAGGAUUUUCUGGUCCGAUCUCUCCCACAAAAAGAUCUACAGCACUUCCGUGGACCAGGCUGCUGACUCCUCCCACCACAGCACCGUGAUUGACAGCCGUAUUUCUGCCCCUGAAGGCUUGGCCGUUGACUGGAUCCAUGGCAACAUCUACUGGACCGACAGCAGCUUAGGACUCAUAUCCGUGGCAACCACAAACGGAUUGAAGCGCAAGUCCCUUAUCACAGAGGGUCUGAAAAAGCCACGGGCCAUUGUUGUAGACCCAGAGCACAACUUCAUGUACUGGACAGACUGGGGACAUCCUGCCAGGAUUGAGAAGAGUGGUUUGAACGGCGCUGACCGCACAGCUCUGGUCACUGACAAUAUUAUCUGGCCUAAUGGCAUCACACUGGACAUGGUGAAGCAGCGUCUGUACUGGGUGGACUCCAAAUUGCACACGCUCUCCAGCAUCGGGGUCAACGGCGGCCAGCGUCACACACUCAUCAUCGACGAGAGCAAGCUGGCCCAUCCACUCUCGUUGACCGUCUUUGAGGAGAAAGUGUUCUGGACAGAUGUGUCUAGUAAAAGCAUCAUGAGUGCCAACCGUCUGACAGGAAAAGACAUAGUGAGAGUGGCGGAGAACCUGAUGUCUCCUGAGGACAUUGUGCUGUACCACGACCUUAAACAACCCAACGGUACAAACUGGUGUAAGGAGGGUAAUCAAGUGAACGGAGGCUGUGAGUACCUGUGUCUUCCGGCUCCACACCUCAACCAGCACUCACCCAAAUACACCUGCGCCUGCCCUGAUCACAUGGUCCUGGGCCCUGACAUGAGGAAAUGUGUGGAAGAUGAUCAGACAGUAAAGGCAGGAACUACAGCAGUGGUCCCACGCCGAGUCCCAGCCAGGACUUCCCCCAGACCACCCGUCAGGCCUGACACCACCACUACUACCACUAAACAAAAGAAUGAAAGAAACAACCUUCCCUCUGACACAAGCAGAGAUGAGCAGCCAGCUGUCAAGACUGAGAUUACUCCUAAUGAAGGCUCAAGCCACGAGUAUGUCACAGUUGUUAGCCAUUCCCAACACCCUGUCGCUCUCUACGUCAUCCUGCCAAUAGUUGCGAUUUGUCUGACUCUGUUUGGUGCCGUGUUGCUAUGGCGACACUGGAGACUGAAGAACACCAACACCAUCCACUUUGAAAACCCCGUCUAUCAGAAAACAACAGAGGACCAAGUGCACAUCUGCAGGAGUAACAGCCAAGACGGAUACGUCUACCCCCCGCAUCAGAUGUUAAGUCUGGAUGACGAGGAGGACAUGGCAUGACGACUCUCUCAGCAGGAUGCAAACAACCCUGUGGGAAGUCAAAUCUGAAGAGCAAGGUCAUAGAUCAUUGUAGAUUCUUCUUGCAUACUCCGUUUUCCUACCUUGUCCACUGCACAACAGAAUGUGAAGGAAAAAUCCAGAACUUGAAGCAUACAUUAAAGAAUGUCAUCACCAUGAAGCCACCACACUCAUGUUGGAUUGUAAAUUUAGCAUAUAUUUAAUUUUUGGGACCAAACUCAAGCGGGAGAUUCCAUCCGUAUCUUGGAGAAAGAAUUUAAAUUCCACCAUAAUAUGAAGGACUUCAUAUUUUGAAAGAUCUUAAAUGAAGGAUGUCUUCAGUAAGCCUUUUUUGAGAAGCUCUGCAUGAGGACCACAUGACACAUUCAUAAGCUUUAUGGAGCCGAAGGCACUCAAGAAAAAGCCAUGCUGUCUAACUGUAUAUGAGUUGAAGGUGGAGAAUGCGGGCACUGCAAAGGCACGUAAAAGACUGUGACUGUCCACUCAAGCGAUUACGAAUGUGUAUGUUCACUUAUGAAUGUGUUAUGUUUGUACUGUUGCCGUCCAAUAACAUCUCAGGGCUUCACACAAAAGUGAGUGCAUUUACAUGCACUCAAUAAUCUGACAAUACUCGGAUUUCUGCAGUUAUCUGAUUAUUCAAAUGGUCAGUGCAAACAGCAUACUGCAUCUGAUAAAGAAGCUGGAUUUUAGCUCAAUAAUCAGAUACAGCACUCAAAAGUGCAUGUAAACUCUUACUCUGAUUUCUUUCAGAUUUCUCAGUCUGCGCAAGUGCGAAAACAUGCAUUGAUUGGAUUACUGACAAAAUCUGAUUUUCUGUAGUUAUCAGAUUAUUAAGUGCAUGUAAACUCAGUGUUACCCACAAGAGUACAUAUGAUUGAAUUAUCAGUAAUAUUUGGUUGUAUUUCUUUUCAUAUAUGAAGGUUUAACACUCUUUACCUUGCACUACACAUUGUACGUGUUUGAUACUCCCUUUUUUUGUUAACUUUUUCUUGCAACGGUCCUUCCUGAAUCACAGUUUAAAUUGCAGUAGAUUACAUAACACUAGAUUGGAAUUAAAAGGAUAGUUCAGUAAUAGGCUAAUGCUGCUAGCAGUAAAUGAAAUCGAACAGCAACAAAUUAGCAUUGUAACAUCGUAUCAACAGGUAGGGGCUAGUUUUUAUCCACUGUUAGCCAAGUUAGCAUGCUCGGUCAAGCUGUUCUUUUAAAGUCGAGGUUGACAGGGUCAUCGUAGCACCAAAAAAGACGAACAGGACUAGCUUAGCCUACCAGUACAUAAACGUUCCAAAGGGACCUUUACAAAACAGAGCUAUUCAGGGAAAGAGAAGCAUGGGCAGGUACAGUUUUGCUGGUGUUUUGCACAUGAAGCGCACAGUCCGUUACCUCUGUUGAAGAACGAAGAUGAAACACAAGCUUUUUUAGUGAGCAAUCUGUUCUUUUGUUACCAUUGUGCAUUCAGAUGUCUGUGUGCCUGUACAGUUCCAUCUGUAGCUUAGCUAAAUAGGUGGCUUAUCUCUUCGUCUUGGUUGAAACAUGCCUUAUGAUGAGAAGAUUACAUGUUGCCUUAAAUGCUGUAUAUCAAGCUUCUCCUCAGGUUUCCAAGCAGGCGUUGUUCACUGUGUUACUGUCCUUUCUCAACUUGUGUUUGGAGAGAGCCAUUUUAAUGAAGAAUCUUUUUUCUUUUGGGAGAAAUUUCACAUGAAUAUAUAAGUGUAACUGCAUCACAUACGAUAACUAGGCUGCUGAUGUUCUCAAAUUGUCCACCAAAUGCAGACAGCUGAUCCUGACUCUUGAAGUCAGGUUGGGAAGGACAAAGAAAGCCAUGAUGAGAUUCUCUUAUGAGAGUGAAUGAAGAAUUUCUAACCUGAUGUGAAUGCAGCAAGUCUUAACUGUAAAAAGUGUGUACAUAGUGCCUCUGUAAAUAUCCUUCUCGGUUGCUCAGUGCUUUUUAUUACGUUUGUACAGAUGUGAAUAUGAAGAUGUGCUUUAUUUAUUAUGUAUUGUGUUUUUUGUUUUCUAGUUUCUUUCCUUUGUGCGGAAGACACGGUCGGUCUUGUUUUAAAAAACAAAAUCCAAAAAAAAGUAGCCAUGCACUAUUAA